AUGCGCAGGGCUCGCGGGACGCGCCGCGGUCUCCUGCGCGCCGGGGUUUACAUCCGGGUCCUGCGGCGCCGCGCUCCCCGCGCCGGCCGGGGUCGCUCCGGGUUGCUGGGUGCUGGUUGUUCUGGCUGCUCCCGCGUCGGAGGAGCCAGUGGGUCAACAG
Rangifer tarandus platyrhynchus (Svalbard reindeer) is the source of this 160-nucleotide messenger RNA. Lineage: Eukaryota; Metazoa; Chordata; Mammalia; Artiodactyla; Cervidae. The record is from the annotation of a GenBank genome assembly.